Molecule: messenger RNA, 1491 nt
Organism: Lobosporangium transversale
Lineage: Eukaryota; Fungi; Mortierellomycota; Mortierellomycetes; Mortierellales; Mortierellaceae
Product: transferase
Exons: 2
Coding region: 51-1430 (459 amino acids)
Molecular function (GO): acyltransferase activity, transferring groups other than amino-acyl groups
Source: RefSeq, a predicted model, not a curated record
CUCCUCACUUUGCUUUAUUGUCUGCAAAUUCAUAAAGUAUAUACUCAAAAAUGGCUAUCCAGACUUACUCCAUCUACCCCUCCAACAAAUAUAAUCGUCCACCUCCGCCAUCAACUCUUGUCCUUCAUGGUCUUGAUCUUCUCCAGCCUGCAAUAAUCCAAAACCAUCGGUUCUUUCACCCCUCAACCAGCUCUUUUUCUGAAGUGAUCGAGAAACUGACAUCCUCUCUUGCUGAAGCGCUCGAGCUGUAUCCACCAGUUACAGGAACGGUCCGUACCAAUGAAGAGAAGGAUGAGGUCUACAUCGCAUUGGAUCCUGCAAAUAUCCAGGGUACACCUUUUCUGGUCGAAACAAAAGAUACUCCAUUUAUUGGCAAUACGGAUGAUAUAGCUUCUCGAAAUGACCAAUUUCUCCCUCCAUUUGCAAGUAUACUUGCUGUGAAAGUGACUCAGUUUUCCUGCGGAACCAUAGCCGUAGCCUCCUCCAUAAACCAUCAAGUAGCUGAUCUACGAGGCUUUCUCGAUUUCCUUGAACUCUGGGCUCAAAUUGCUCGAGGUGAAGCCAUCGAUUUUAAAGAGAUCCCGAGUGAUUGGUCUCGUAAUCCCGGUCGAUAUUUCUCUGGCCUGGUCAAAGAACCAACAGCCGCAACCCUUCCUCCUCCUCCUCCACUCGAGGUUGUUCCUGCCCAAGAGGCCGGAAUAUCCCAGUAUCUCUUGCAACCAUCGUUUGCUUCACGAUGGAAAUUCACCAAAAGCUCACUGGAACAAUUAAAGAGCGAUCUCUCACCCGCUUCCGGUGAUAUGUGGAUCUCAACAGGUGAUGCAAUGGCUUCUCUUAUUUCUAGCGUCAUCACGCGCGCUCGCGAAAAGACAAACGUUGAAAGACUGGGAGGAAGAUCUAGCUCCGAGUCUCAGAUCGAGCAUUUAGCAAUGGUAGCUAAUGUUCGAGAAAGAGCUCCACAAAAAAACAUGUCAAAACAAUACUUUGGGAACUUCUAUAUCUUAUGGGAUGUUACCAUUCCUCGCUCCGACCUACUCUCCCCGACUUGCGAGGCAGCUUCUCGUAUCGCUGUCGCCAUUCGAACUGCUUUGAACGUUCAACUCUCAUCAGAAGCCAUUGCCAAUGAAAUUGCAUUUUUCGAAGACCCCAGAAACACUAAGCUUCCCAAUCGUAUUGUUUGGAAAUCUGAUAUAGUUUUGACGAACUGGUGUCAAUUUGAUUUGAAAGGCCCCAAGUUAGAUUUUGGAUGGGGGGAAGCUUUUGAUGCAGCAGGUGGUACUGGAGGGUUCUAUCCACCUGGAUACAGCAUGUUGAUACAAGAUAAGAAUUCAGGAGAUAUUUUUGCUAUGUUGGCAGUGGAAAUAGCAGGUGCAGAGGAGUUGAAAGCUGAUCCAUUACUGAACAAGUAUGCAACGAUGCUCCCAGCUUAAUGAUCAUCUCUCUCAUAAUAAAUAGCAUGCUUACACAGAUUGUAUAUAGUACAAGUUUUUG